AUCUUCCCCUAAUAGUAAAUUACAAAUUAAGUAAUAAAUAACAAAAAAGAGCGCCCGCUAGGGGAGUUACAAAAAUAACUCGCAAGAAGAUUACAACUGGGAAAAAAAGGAGCAAUCACUUUACGGUGAUUUACCUCAUCUCGAGCCGAAAAAGUCGACAGGAUGUACAAUAAUAGAUAUACGCAAUAGGAAAUCGAAGAUAUGUAAGGUCCUAUGGGCGUAUCGGCCGCGGAAUGAACUCGAUUCUUCGGGAGCCGCAGCGAUUUCCGAGUGGACAAGGUCUCUUGAGCACAUGGCAUGAACAACAAACACGCCAGCGGAACACCGACGAGCACAAAAGUUUAGUUUACCGUGCAUUCUCGCAGGUAAUGGUAGGCAGGUACCCGGCUAUUGGUAAACGGCAUUGAAACGAUCAUUAUAUGAUGGUAGAAAUUUCUACGAAACGGAUAUAAAAAUAUGAAGUGAUCGACACGCUAGUAAGUACGGCGAAUGCGGCGUUUCAAAUUGUGAAAUUGCGAUUUUAAGAAAUGCCAUCGAUCCAGCGCGAUGGCUGAUCAACCGGCGGACUUGGAACUGGACGGCAUCAGGCCGGUCAGUUUCUACGACAACAAGGAGGCGGACGAGCGGGAGCAGAUCCUGCAUUCGUCGGACGAGGAGGGCGCGAAUCGAUCGCAAAUCAAUUUCCUGAACACCACCGUGCCGCAGAACAUCAUGGCCCACGACAUCAUCGGGAAGCACACUCCUACCAGGAACAGCCUGCGACACAGCAGGCUCAUCACGUUGAACAGGUCCGGUCAAGUACCAAUACCGACGUCAACGGCUUUACCCUGUCGAAAAUUAGCCAAAGUACUACUAGCUAUCAUACUGAUAGUAGGAUUGGAAUUGUGCAUAGAAUCCUUAUGGCUGCUCCUCUGGACCCCGAAUUUAAAAUCCAGAGAUAAUCCAGGAUGGUGCGGCAUACCAGUAUUAGUUUCCAGUUUCGCUGGAAUUUUAUUCAUCUCCAGCGUUCCUGAUGGAUAUUCCGACGCAAAAUUCGGUUAUUGGAGAAAAUCGUUAAAGUACAUAACAAUAACAGUUAGCGCAGCGGCGGCGGCGAGUUGUGUUCUAAUAAUAGCCUUUUCUUCGUUGCAUUUGAUGGCGUUGUUCGGCAUGACGUGCGCCCCGCCGGAGAAAAUCGACUCGACUUGCUUGUGCCGGUACAAUUCGACCGAAGAGGCGAUAUUAGAUCAAAGUUACCACUACGCGGACCUGAGUUGCAAAGAGGUGCGCGACGUUUUGAGCGUUUUGAUAAUGGUGUCCUGCGCGGCGGGCUGUGUAGCUUUGAUAUCGGAGGCCGUUUAUCUCUACCUGCAUUGGGCCAGCAGGAACGCGUGCGAGUACUCGAGGGUGCCUAUGAAUGCUUUGAAUAUACAUAAAACGGGCAGGUAACGUUCGAUUAGGAUUUUUUUUUAAACCAAAUUUUUAGUAAACGUCGAUUCGGGGUGGUAAAAUUGUUGCACUAGUUUUAAGGUUUCCAAAGAUUAGAUAAGCAUAAUUGCAUGAGUGCAAUUUUAUUUUAAGGUAUUUAUUUCGUAGUUCAAAUGUACCAUCUAUUUUAACAUGUUCAAAUAAAUGUUUUUAUUUAC
Molecule: messenger RNA, 1625 nt
Organism: Phyllotreta striolata
Lineage: Eukaryota; Metazoa; Arthropoda; Insecta; Coleoptera; Chrysomelidae
Source: the annotation of a GenBank genome assembly